AUGCCUGAGAUGGAAGAUUUCUUCAUACAAUUUGAGAAGGAGCAGUGGAAGAGCCGUCUUCCUCCCACAGAACAGCAACUUCGUGAUUUAAGGUUAAAUGGUUGGAAACAUGGCCGUGGCACGGAAUCGGGGCCAAAUUUUUUUGAAUGGUUCAAAAGAAAAUGCCAAAAAUCAGCUAGCAUUCAUAAUGUGCUGUGCCAAAUGUCUUAUGGUUUCCGCACUCAAGUUACCUCAUAUGGGUGUUAUGAUAUCAAUGGAUAUAGAUUUCGCUCUGAGAAAUAUGAGAAAGGAAGACCAGGGCUAACAACCAUUAAUACUAGUGUUUGUGUUACUUCAUAUGAUGAAUCUGAUAAUGAUCUUGAGUAUUAUGGUGUCACAGAAGAUAUCAUAAAGAUAAAAUGGGAGGGUAGUAUUAAACUAGAGUUGGUUUUGUUUUAUUGCCGCUGGUUUGAUCCAACACCUAAUGGAUUGAGGCGCACAGAAGACCUAGGGUUGGUAGAGAUCAAGCAUGUAGCAAGAUUAAAAAGUUUUGACCCAUUUAUGAUGGUUAGUCAAGUUACUCAAGUUUACUAUAUGUCGUACCCAUGCAAGAAGAAGGAGUUGUUACCAUGGUGGGUUGUGUAUCAGGUUGCUCCACAUGGAUGUGUACCCCGAAAUACCGAUAAUACUGAGCCAAUGAGUUCUGAAGAGACAAUACAUGAUGUCUAUCAAGAGGAAGGAUUGGAUGGUACCUUUGUUAUUGAUUUGGGGGAUGCAUUGGACACCAUAAUCUCAUUGGGCUCUGAUGAGAUAACUGACCCAAAAGACUUGGAAACAAACGAGAAGGCUGCUGUUCAAGAUGAAGGAUAUGAUGAAGAAGAAAUUGAGGAAGAGUAUGAAAGCACAGAAGAAGAGGAGGAACUAAUGGAUGAAGAGGCUGAGGAGACUUAUGAUCCAAAUGAUUUCUGA
Molecule: messenger RNA, 948 nt
Organism: Miscanthus lutarioriparius
Lineage: Eukaryota; Viridiplantae; Streptophyta; Magnoliopsida; Poales; Poaceae
Source: the annotation of a GenBank genome assembly